Molecule: messenger RNA, 258 nt
Organism: Cavenderia fasciculata
Lineage: Eukaryota; Evosea; Eumycetozoa; Acytosteliales; Cavenderiaceae
Exons: 1
Coding region: 1-258 (85 amino acids)
Biological process (GO): purine nucleotide biosynthetic process; 5-phosphoribose 1-diphosphate biosynthetic process
Cellular component (GO): cytoplasm; ribose phosphate diphosphokinase complex
Molecular function (GO): magnesium ion binding; ribose phosphate diphosphokinase activity
Source: RefSeq, a predicted model, not a curated record
AUGGGUGACAGAAUCAAGAUUUUAGCAGGUAACGCUCACAUGGACCUUGCCUUGGAGAUUUGUAAAGAUUUGAAUAUUCAACUCGGCAAGGCUCAUAUUGGCAAGUUCUCCAAUGGUGAAACCACUGUUAUGAUCAACGAGUCUAUCAGAGAUAUGGAUGUCUACAUUAUCCAACCAACUUGCAAUCCAAAUGUUAAUGGUAAAAUCAUUAAUCAUCAUCACUACAACAACAACAACAACAACACCAUUAUCAUAUAA